Molecule: messenger RNA, 588 nt
Organism: Chrysochloris asiatica (Cape golden mole)
Lineage: Eukaryota; Metazoa; Chordata; Mammalia; Afrosoricida; Chrysochloridae
Gene: SIGLECL1
Product: SIGLEC family like 1
Biological process (GO): cell adhesion
Cellular component (GO): plasma membrane
Molecular function (GO): sialic acid binding
Source: RefSeq, a predicted model, not a curated record
AUGACGCAGCCAAAGAAGCUGGUGCCUGUCAAGCUGCUCAAUUCUUCAUGUUCCUUGAAGACACCGCUGCAGUGCAGUUGUUCCUUCCAUGGGAUCCCCACACCCUCUGUGAAGUGGUGGGUGGGAAAUGUCCCUGUGCGUGUGAACAACAUGGAUGACAACCUCCAGGUGACUUCCACCAUUCAUGGUCCCUGGGCCAACAGCACCAUCAGCUUGACCAAGAAGCCACAAACAGGAACAAGCCUUAGUUGUAGGGCAAGGAACAGAAAUGCAAACUAUGGUUUGAGCUUCCUACUGUUGUCAGAAGAAAAUCAGCCUGCUCCCCAGCAGUCCAUGACAAGCCUGCUCCACGGCGUUCUGUAUGGAGUCAUCGCAACCACGUUGGUCUUCCUCUGCCUCAUCCCCCUCAUAGUGAAGCAUAUCAGGAAGAAAUGGGCAAAGAGAAUCGCAAAGGUCAAGAAAAAGCACCCUCAAGUCCUAAUACACCAAAAACCCGUGACGUCUCUGAAGCCAGAAGACCCAGAAAAAUCCAUAACCGUCCCAUCUUCUGACACUUGGACAUUGUGUACCUGGGUGAAAAACAAGUGA